This is a messenger RNA of Dendrobium catenatum, 671 nucleotides long. Its product is annotated as serine protease SPPA, chloroplastic-like. Bases 1 to 504 code for a protein of 167 amino acids. Gene Ontology annotation, biological process: proteolysis. Gene Ontology annotation, molecular function: peptidase activity. The record is from RefSeq and is a predicted model, not a curated record. The transcript is spliced from 4 exons. NCBI's taxonomy places the organism in Eukaryota, Viridiplantae, Streptophyta, Magnoliopsida, Asparagales, Orchidaceae.
AUGGGGAUCGGAUGGGGUGAGCUCGGUAUGGAGCUUGGACCCCCUGAUGAAGAAGAAAUUUUUGAAAAGUCUGCAAAGAAUGCUUACGAGCAAUUCAGGGAUAAAGCAGCUUUUUCUAGAUCUAUGACGGUAGAUGAGAUGGAACAGGUUGCUCAGGGCAGAGUAUGGACCGGCAAACUUGCUACUUCCCUUGGCUUGGUUGAUGCUAUUGGCGGCUUCUCUCGGGCUGUUGCAAUUGCAAAACAAAAGGCUAAUAUACCACAAGAUAGACAGGUUAGGUUAGUUGAGAUAUCAAGACCCUCGCCAUCGCUACCUGAACUUGUCAGUAGCAUUGGAAGCUCAAUAUUUGGCUUGGAGAGAACAAUGAAGGAGAUGUUGCAGGAUGUGGCUUCAUUUGGGUCUGUUCAAGCAAGGAUGGAAGGCAUAAUGUUCGAGAGACUGGAAAAGCCCGACUAUGCUAAUCCAAUUUUCUCCCUCUUAAAGGACUAUUUCAGCUCUUUCUAACCAAAUUGAUCUCAAGAUCAGGUCAGUGAAAUAGAAAGAGUUAAAGAAAUAGUGGUGCUCAUUGUAAAAGUUGUAUAGCAUCUCAUAAUAGUCAGAAUUUCUAGCAACUUCUUUUGUGAGGUUGCAUUUACAAUAUAUUAAUUCAUACACAUUCAAAAAUGAAAGGA